UUACAUCCAUACCAGCGUCGUCCAGUCCAAACGCGAACCCGUUCUUCGAUCUCGUGAGAGAGAGAGAGAAAGAAAGGGGGAACCAGCGAGGGUGGGGAGAGAGCGGCGGAACAACGGAGAAGAAGCAACGCUCUCGGCGUUGACCAGAACCAUGGUAGAGGGGACCGUUAUAGCUGUUUGCCAAUUUGGUGGAGAUUUUGUCUCAAAUGAUGAUGGAACUAUCUCUUACAGUGGUGGAGAAGCUCAUGCAAUAGAUAUCAGCCGUGACAUGAAGUUUGAUGAUCUCAAGUCAGAAUUAACGAGUAUGUUUAAUAUUGACAGUAGUCCCUUGUCUAUCAAGUACUUUCUUCCAGGCAACCAACGAACUCUUAUCACAAUAUCUAGUGACAAAGAUCUAAGGCGCAUGGUUGAUUUUAAUAUGGGUUCUAUAACAACAGACCUAUACAUCUCAAGUAAGGUUGACAGCAGGGCACACAGGAAUAUUGCAGCUGACUCAGGUACUUCUAUAGUUGACAAAGUUGGUGCUGUCUGCAGUGUCAGAUCAGAGAGGCUUACAGCUGUCAAUGGAAGUAGCAAAAGGAUUGUUGCAGCUGAUUCAGUUACACUUUCUGCCUCUUCCCCGACUGUGGACAUUGUUGAACAGCAGAGAUUUGUCACUGAUGACAAUAUUGAAGACAGGGCAACUCACAGAUCCCUAGCUGACUCAAGCACCCCUAUCAUCAUAGCUGUAGAUGCUGCUGAGAAUGCUGGACCACAGUCUGCUCCUUGGGAUUGUGUUAUUACUGAAGUCGGGCAAGAAUUUGAUAACGUGAAAGCCUUUCGUGAUGAACUGUGUAAAUAUGCUUUUGUCAAAGGUUUUGCAUACAAAUAUAUAAAGAAUGACAAUGUUCGCGUAACUGUUAAAUGCACUGUAGAGACUUGUCCAUGGCGGAUACAUGCUUCAGGGUCAGCUCGUAAGCAGAAGUUUAUAAUCAAGAAAUUCAACAAUGUACACACAUGUGGAGCUGGAAGUGGUGAUGAUGGUCACCAACGAGCAACAAGGCAUUGGUUAGCAAGGAUUGUAAAGGAAAAAUUACUGGAUAAUCCACAGUCAAAGCCCAGAGAUAUUGCAAGAGAUAUUUAUCGAGAUUAUGGAAUUAAUUUGAACUAUACUCAAGCUUGGCAUGCAAAAGAGGCUGCCCAGAAAGAGCUUCAUUUCUUGCAUGAAGAGGUAUGCAAUCAGUUGCCUCGUUUAUGUAAAAAAAUAAUGGAGGCUAAUCCUGGUAGUAUAACCACAUUAGCUGCAUCUGUUGAUUCGAAGGUGCGUCGUGUAUUUGUCUCUUUACAUGCCUCUCUUCAUGGUUUUGAGCAUGGGUGUCGACCUCUUCUUUUUCUUGAUAGAAUUCCUCUAAAAGCAAAUAAUCAGUGGAAGUUAUUAGGUGCAGCUGCGAUGGAUGGAGAUGAUGGUAUCUUCCCAGUUGCCUUUGCUGCAGUGGAAGCUGAAACUCACAAUAGUUGGCAUUGGUUCUUAGUACAGUUAAAACAUGCAGUAUCAACAUCUCGUAAUAUAACGAUUGUGUCUUGCAGACAGAAGGGCCUAGAUGAGUCUGUGCCCAGAGUUUUUGAGGAUAGUUUCCAUGCCUACUCUCUGUUUCAUCUAAUCGAGGAAUUGAAAGCAGAAUUGAAGAAGAGUUCUUAUUCAGAACAAGAUAAGCGUGCAAUUGUCAACAAUUUCAAAAGUGCUGCCCAGACUUAUGUAGUUGAUGACUUUAAUACAUGCAUUGAUAGAAUCAAAAAUAUUUCAACAGAUGUUGCUGAAUGGGUAAUGUCUACUAAGCCUGAACAUUGGUCGAAUUCCUUAUUUAGAGGUUCACGUUAUGAUCAUCUCUCACCAAACAUUGUAGAAUCAUUAAGCAGAUGGAUUGCAGUGAAAGAUGAGUCCACAAUAGUGCAGUUGAUUGGCGCAUUGCAUGCUAAGAUAAAGGAUGUUUUGGAUUCUCGUAGGCAAACUUCUAGCACAUGGGCUGGAACACUGACACCAUCAAUCGAGCAAAAAUUACAGAAAGAGAUCCCCAAGGCCCGAAUGCUUCUUGUCGUAUGUUCUUCUGAUUCUGUAUUUGAGGUUCAUGGUAGUUCAAUAAACGUUGUUAAUAUUGCUAGCUGGGAAUGCACAUGCCAGAGGUGGCAGCUUAUGGGAUUGCCUUGCUUGCAUGCUAUUGCGGUCUUUAAUCGUGUUGGUAGAUCUGCAUAUGACUAUUGCUCUAGAUAUUUCAGAUGUGAAAGUUAUCGUUUGACCUAUUCAGCAUCAAUCAACCCAGUCCCAGAUAUUGAGAGCAUCAGUUCUGUAGCUGGUGCAAAUUCAUAUCCCCCUCAUACUCAGCGCCCACCAGGACGACGAAAGAGAAAGCGAAUUAAUCCUCGUAAGACAAGUAUUAGGCCACUCCACUGCAGUAGGUGCAAGGAGGCUGGUCACAACAAGGCAACGUGUGAAGCACAGUUGUAGAUUCAUGUUAUAUCUGUUUAAGUUAUAUGGUAUCUUCUUUUGACCUUUGGAAAGCAUCUGUGAAGCAUGGCAUGUGUUGUUUUUUUCUCCUGAUAUUGCAAGAGGUUUUUGCUUAUCUAAGGCUUAUAGAUGUAUCAUUUGCUUUAUUUUUCAUCCUUGUUAUAAUUAGAUGUCGCGCAAGCUCAAUGUAAAAUGAACACCCCUUUCUUUUCAUAAUGACUGCCUUCUCUUGAUUUGGAGGAUCAGGACAAUUGUAAAUUAAGCAGCAGCUAUCUCCAUUAGUUGUUUGUAGGAAA
This is a messenger RNA of Phoenix dactylifera (date palm), 2778 nucleotides long. RefSeq lists its product as uncharacterized. NCBI's taxonomy places the organism in Eukaryota, Viridiplantae, Streptophyta, Magnoliopsida, Arecales, Arecaceae. The record is from RefSeq and is a predicted model, not a curated record. Gene Ontology annotation, molecular function: protein binding; zinc ion binding.